AUGACAGAAAAAGCAUCCCUACCCAACCUGCGGUAUAAGGUUGGAAGUACGGUCGUACCUGGUGAUCGAAUCGGAAACAUCCGUCAAGUGAAUGCUGGACCAGGAACCUACAUUUCCAAAGGUCAUAUUUACAGUUGUUUGAUGGGACAUUUGAACGUAGAACCCUUGGAAGCAACAGAAGCAGCAGCAGGGCCAUCCUUUCAAUGUUGCGUCCAACCACGCGGAGAUAAAAGUCUCUUCGCAGCACAAGCACUCUCAGUUGGACAACUAGUGGUUGGAAAGAUUCUUCGAAUUACGCCUCAAAACGCCAUUCUGGAGAUUCGAUUAGUACAAGGUUUAGGAGCCUUGCAAACCCCACAAGAGGGGGCCAUUCGUCGCGAAGACGUCAGAUCGAGUGCCACUGAACAAUUAUCCUUGGCUGACUGUUUUCAGCCUGGUGAUUUGGUCGUGGCCAAGUUGAUUAGUCUGGGAGAUGCCCGACGAUACUUUUUGACAACGGCCGAGAGUGAAUUGGGGGUGAUUCGGGCCAAGAGUCGAGUAGGAAGUGUCAUGAUUCCCAUAAGUUGGAAGCAAAUGGAAUGCCCAGAAACGGGGGAGAAGGAGUCACGAAAGUGUGCCAAGCCCAUGAAUCUAAAGCAACUGCAAGAACAACAACAAGAACAGGAAAUGGAGGAAGGUUGA
Cylindrotheca closterium is the source of this 681-nucleotide messenger RNA. The record is from the annotation of a GenBank genome assembly. Lineage: Eukaryota; Bacillariophyta; Bacillariophyceae; Bacillariales; Bacillariaceae.